AUGGACUCGCCAGCUGCAAAGACUCCUCGUCGCAAGCAAUCAGGCAACAAGACCAAGACUCUGCCUUGCCCGCAUUGCCAGCGUUUGUUUGCGAGAUUGGAACAUCUGCAGCGACAUAUACGCACUCACACCAAGGAGAAGCCGUUUGUCUGCGAAAUAUGUACAAAGACAUUUGCCCGCAGCGACCUCCUCGUGCGCCACGAGCGACUCGUUCAUCCGGGCGACGAAGAGCAGCACACCAGUCGCAAGUCCCAUAAGAGACGCACCCACUCGACGGCUUCGACCCAUGCUAGACCUCAUGCCAACAGCGAUGCCUCACAGAAUGGACCGUUGUCGCCGCUACAAACUCAUAGUCAGAGUGACCCCUUGGAUAUGGUACAACAGAGCCAGCAUCCGCAGAUGAUGUCCUCUCCUGUCACACAAGAAGGAAGAGGUAUGAUGGACAUGCUAGAUCCUCAGCUCAUGCAGCCUGCCAACGGAAUGACGACCAUGGAUGGCAUGCCUGCACACCAAGGAAAUACCUACGUCCCUCAAGGUCUGGAUCCGUCGUGGGGAUACGACCUAAACCUACUCUCUCAUGCUGCAAGCCACGUAGCGUCCAACCAGCACCAAUAUGGUCUUCCAGAUAUACCCCAAGUCACUCAAGAGCAGGGUCAAGAAUCACUACACCAGUUACUGCCAGGUACUCUUGAGCAGCACUACCCUGCACGGACGGUGCACGAUUACGGCCACCAGACACCCUUGUACGAGCAGAGUCCAGAUCUGGGUGAUCCCAUGCAAGAUUUCACUGUCUUUCUUGACAGUAUAGGCUUGUCCUCGGAAUGGGAUCCAAGAAUGAUCAACAGUACAGAGGGAGAGCCUUUUGCCUCGCCCGAGUUGAAAAGCGAUCCAAACUUCUAUCGUCAGACAAAUGGUACUCCUGUGGAUCACAAGCUCACAGCUGUACAAGAUGAGAGUAGUACCUUCUCAAGAUUUGGCUCGAGGCUGCCCUCUCUACAGCCGGACUCACGCGAACACACUUUGCAGCCGCUCGAGCAGAGAGCUAAUGAAGACUACCUGAACAUCCCCAAAUCAAGAGGCGCCUAUGAGGUUUCCGACUCCGAUCGUCAUCUCUUCGCUUCCAAACUGGCAGCCUUUGACAGUGUCAUGCCCAAAGGGUUUAUUGCACCCUCACGUCAUUCACUAUCAAGGUAUCUGGCAGGGUAUAUUAAUGGCUUCCACGAGCACCUGCCUUUCAUUCAUGUGCCAACUCUGUCAGUCGCUAGUAGCGCUCCAGAAUUGGUGCUUGCCUUGGCAGCUGUCGGCGCACAAUAUCGCUUCGAGAAUAGUAGAGGUAUCGAAUUGUUUUACGCUGCAAAAGCAGUGGUUCUGGAGCAGGUCAAGCGUCGUGAUGGCUUCCAGAUUCCUCAGUUAUGGAACAGGCCACGAACACGUACUGGCUCCAUUGUGCAAUCACCCUCCAAUGGCGGUUUCAGUGGACUGAGCUCAAGUGGUAGUCCUUUUCAAUUCGCCCCACCAGAAGAGGUCGUUGCGCCUGACAGCAAGGAGCAGAUGGACUCUAUACAAGCUCUACUUCUUCUCACAGCUUUUGCCACUUGGGAACGCCACCAAGAACUGCUUCGGGAAGCUCUAGCCUUUCAAAGUAUACUUGCUAGGUUGGUACGCGAAUCUGGCCUCACAAGCCCUGAAGUGCCACCUUCCGAAGACCUUUCCUGGGAAGAAUGGAUUCGCUUAGAAGGUGACAAGCGAACCAAGUUGAUAGUCUACUGCUUCUUCAAUUUGCAUUCAAUCACCUGGAAUGUGCCGCCACUGAUAUUGAAUUCAGAGGUGAAGCUUGAUCUUCCGGAUCCUGGCAACGAGUGGAAGUCACCAAGCGCUGAUAUAUGGAAGAGAAUACGUGCACAAAACGUACCCUCAGCGGUACCUUUUCAGACCGCUUUCUCGCGCUUGUUCUCUCGCUCAAGUCAAACUCCUGCACCAACACUGUCGCCGCUAGGGAACUACGUUUUGAUACAUGCCGUCAUUCAGCAGAUCUUCUUUGCCAGACAAUUGUCCAUGGUUUGGCCGGCGCCUGAUGCUACUUCGUUGCGUCAGGAGGACAUCACUGUACUAGAUCGAGGUCUAUCGUCAUGGAAGUCAGGAUGGCGACGGGAUCCUCAAUCAUCAUUGGAUCCACAGAACCCGAAUGGACCUGUGGCUUUCACGUCUACAGCUUUGCUUGGCCUGGCAUAUAUACGUCUGCACAUCGAUAUGGGACCACUUCGACAUCUCGAGACUCGUGACAGCAGCCAGAUCGCUCAUGCUCUACACAACACAAGUCCAAUCCGUAGGGAUCCGCGAUUAACGCCUGCACUGUUGCAUUGUGCGCAUGCUCUGUCGAUUCCUGUACGACUGGGCAUUGACUUUGUCGCCAAAACACAAACUUUCUUCUGGUCUAUACAACACUCACUCUGCAGUUUAGAAUGUGCCUUCCUGCUAUCCAAAUGGCUCUAUAGUCUGUCGAGAAUCAUACCAGAUCAACAACCGCCACUCUCAGAACACGAACGCAAACUCCUUGUAUGGGUUCGCAACAUCCUAGAAGAGACAGGCAUAACGGUCGUCCUGAACGGCAAUGCGGGCGACGUCCACGUGGUCACUCAGAGUCAGGAACUCCUUGAAGACGAACGUAAAAUCCGAGGACUAGCGAUCAGCGUCGUCCGUGUCUGGAGCAAGACCUUCAAGGGUAAUACCUCCUGGGCAAUUGUGGAUAUGAUCGGGUCUGCACUGGAGGUCUAUGCUAACCUGCUCGAGGAGGACAUGAGAAUUGAUCUGGGCGUGACACUAGGCAGUCAACCAGCAGAUAGUCGGCCAACAACCGCGACUGGACAAGCGAGUCUAGGACAUUCUGCGAUGAACUCGCAGUUACAGGCACAGGUGCAGACACCAGUCAGUGCAGUUUCGGGCUAG
This is a messenger RNA of Lithohypha guttulata, 2946 nucleotides long. RefSeq lists its product as uncharacterized. Gene Ontology annotation, biological process: DNA-templated transcription; regulation of transcription by RNA polymerase II. Gene Ontology annotation, molecular function: DNA-binding transcription factor activity, RNA polymerase II-specific; zinc ion binding; RNA polymerase II cis-regulatory region sequence-specific DNA binding. The transcript has 2 exons. Gene Ontology annotation, cellular component: chromatin. The record is from RefSeq and is a predicted model, not a curated record. Bases 1 to 2946 code for a protein of 981 amino acids. NCBI's taxonomy places the organism in Eukaryota, Fungi, Ascomycota, Eurotiomycetes, Chaetothyriales, Trichomeriaceae.